Molecule: messenger RNA, 687 nt
Organism: Scomber japonicus (chub mackerel)
Lineage: Eukaryota; Metazoa; Chordata; Actinopteri; Scombriformes; Scombridae
Product: histone-lysine N-methyltransferase SETD1A-like
Exons: 3
Coding region: 5-442 (145 amino acids)
Cellular component (GO): Set1C/COMPASS complex
Molecular function (GO): protein binding; histone H3K4 methyltransferase activity
Source: RefSeq, a predicted model, not a curated record
CCUCAUGCAGUUCCGUAAGAAGAGGCUUCGGUUCGGACGCAGCAGGAUCCACGAGUGGGGCCUGUUCGCCAUGGAGGCCAUCGCUGCUGAUGAGAUGGUCAUCGAGUACGUGGGUCAAAACAUCAGACAGAUGGUGGCCGACAAUCGGGAGAAGCGGUACGCUCAGCAGGGCAUCGGGAGCAGCUACUUGUUCAGAGUGGACCACGACACCAUUAUAGACGCCACCAAGUGUGGCAACCUGGCACGAUUCAUCAACCACUGCUGCACUCCAAACUGCUACGCGAAGGUCAUCACCAUAGAGUCGCAGAAAAAGAUCGUGAUCUACUCGAAGCAGGCCAUCGCCGUCAACGAGGAAAUCACCUACGACUACAAGUUCCCGCUGGAGGAGAACAAGAUCCCGUGCUUGUGUGGAACAGAGAACUGCCGCGGGACACUCAACUAGCGGACACAUCCUCUCUCUCUCUCUCUCUCUCUCUCUCCCCCUCACCUUCCACUCUCCUCAAAAAACAAAAGCCACCUUUCUCUUCCCCCCCCCCCCCCACCCCCGAACACCUGCCGCUCCUCCAGAUGGCCUCCCAGCCGUCCUCACAGAACCCAGGAAACAAGAGACGCACAUACUUGCACUUUUUCGCGCACACUUUUCAUUCACCUGGCAGUUUGACAGGCCAGUGCUUGAGGGGGUUUUUG